UCAAAGUCGAGAACAAAGCUGUCCUCAGUAAGAUACAACUCCACGUUUCUUUCAUAUCUAUUCCCUCAUGGACCAAACAGCGGGCAGCGAAAUUCCUCCUCCUCUACGGCCCCCAAUCUCUCUGCUUCCUGCGCUUCCGGUCGGUGCCAGAAUCGCCAUGCCAUCGCUGAAGAAACCUGACUGGAUCCUCAUCCUUCUCAUAUGCCUCGUAUACCUGGAACUGUCGUGGCUAAUCGUGGUCGUCUGGCGCAGUUGUAAUUGAUGGCUGGGGAAUCCCUAGCGAGUCAU
Messenger RNA from Amorphotheca resinae ATCC 22711, 288 nucleotides. RefSeq lists its product as hypothetical. Lineage: Eukaryota; Fungi; Ascomycota; Leotiomycetes; Helotiales; Amorphothecaceae. The record is from RefSeq and is a predicted model, not a curated record. The transcript has a single exon. The coding region runs from base 68 to 262 and encodes 64 amino acids.